GAUGCAAAAACAAAUUUGGCUUCCAAAACCACCCCUCCAACAUCCUCAACUUUAGCACCAGUGUCAACUACUGAUCUAGCAGCAACAACCAUGCCUGACACCACACAAACUACUGAUGCAACAACAACUUUGGCUUCCACAAUCACUCCUCCAGCAUCCUCAACUGUAGCACAAUCGUUGACAACUGAUGCAGCAACCACAACUAUUUCUGACAGAAAAACAACUAUUGAUGCAAUAACAAUUUUGGAUUCCACAACCAUGCCAUCAACAUUCUCAGCCGCCGCAUCAAUGUUGACAUCUGAUGCAGCAACCAAAACGAUGCCUGACACUACUACAGCUGCUGUUGCAACAACAUCUUUGAUUACCACACCGACCUUUUCAACAUACUCAACUGUGGCAACAAGGUCAACAACAUCUGAUGUAGCAACCACAAGUAUGUCUGACACAACAACACCUACUGAUACAAUAACAACUUUGGCUUCCACAACCACCCUUCCAACAUCCUCAACUAUAGCUCCAGCGUCAACUACUGAUGCAGCAACCACAACUGUGCCAGACACCACAACAACUAUUGAUGUAACAACUCUGGCUUCCACAAGCACCCCUCCAACAUUCUCAACUGUAGCACCAGCAUCAGUAACUGAUGCAGCAACAACAACUAUGCCUGACACCACAAAAACUACUGAUGCAAAAACAAUUUUGACUUCUACAACCAAGCCUCCAACAUCCUCAACUGAUGCAGUAAAAACAACUAUGCCUGGCACCACAAAACCUACUCAUGCAACAACAACUUUGGCUUCCACAACCACUCCUCCAGCAUCCUCAACUGUAGCACAAACGUUGACAACUAAUGCAGCAACAACAACUAUGCCUGACACCACAAAACCUACUGAUGCAAAAACAAUUUUGGCUUCAACAACCACCACUCCAACAUCCUCAACUGUAGCACAAACAUUGACAACUCAUGCAACAACCACAACUAUGUCUGACAGCACAACAACUAUCGAUGCAACAACAACUAUGGCUUCCACAACCACCCCUCCAACAUUCUCAACUGCAGUACCAACGUCAACAACUGUAACACCAGUUUCAACAACUGAUGCAGCAAUCACAACUAUGUCUGACACCACAACAACUAUUGAUGCAAUAACAAUUUUGGAUUCCACAACAAUAUCAUCAACAUUGUCAGCUGCAGCAAAGAUGUUGACAUCUGAUGCAGCAACCAAAAUGAUGCAUGACACCACCACAGCUGCUGAUGCAAUAACAUCUUUGGCUUCCACAACCAACCACCCAGCAUCCUCAACUGUAGCACCAACAUCAGCAACCACAACUGUGCCAGAGACUGCAACAACUAUUGAUGCAACAACAACUAUAGCUUCAACAACCAUCCUUCCAACAUCCUCAACUACAGUACCAACACCAACAACUGUAGCACCAGUGUCAACAACUGAUGAUGCAACAUCCAUUAUGCCUAACACCACAAAAACUACUGAUGCUACAACAACUUUGGCUCCUACAACCACUCCUCCAGAAUCCUUAGCAGUAGCAAAAACAUUGAAAACUGAUGCAGCAACCAUAACUAUGUCUGACAGCACAACAACUAUUGAUGCAACAACCAGUAUGGCUUCCACAACCACCCCUCCAACGUCAAUAACUCAUGCAACAACCACAACUAUGCCUGAUACCACAACAACUAUUUAUGCAACAACAACUUUGGCUUCCACAUCAACUCCUCCAGCAUCCUCAACUGUAGCACAAACGUUGACAACUGAUGUAACAAAAACAAAUAUGCCUGACACCACAAAAACUACUGAUGCAAAAACAAAUUUGGCUUCUACAACCAACCCUCCAACAUCCUCAAUUGUAGCACCAGCAUCAGCAACUAAUGCAGUAACAACAACUAUUCCUGACACCACAAAAACUACUGAUGCAACAACUUUGGCUUCUACAACCACUCCUCCAGAAUCCUCAACAGUGGCAAAAACAUUGACAACUGAUGCAGCAACCAUACCUAUGUCUGACAGAACAACAACUAUUGAUGCAACAACUAGUAUGGCUUCCACAGCCAACCCUCCAGCGUCAUCAACUCAUACAACAACCACAACUAUGCCUGACAAAAUAACAACUAUCGGUGCAUCAAAAACAACUAUGGCUGCCACAACCACCCCUCUGGCAUCCUCAUAUAUAGCACCUAUGUUGACAUCUGAUGCAGUGACCACAACAAUACAUGACAUUUCACCUAUAACUAUUGGUGGGAAAAUUACAACUUUGAUUCCGAAAAUAACAGAAAAUCAUCCAACAACUUCUGUUAUGUCACAAACCACAACAAUUCCAUCCACAACUAUUGGUGAGACAACUACAUUUUUGGCUCCCACAAUCACAACGCCUCCUCAAAAAGUAGUGGAGAAGUCAACAACAGCGCCAACCACUACAGUUUUUUCAAUAACUACACCUGAAACCACAAAAACACUCUCAACAUCUUCUACUAUUGUUGAGAUAACUACAAACCAUACUAAAACAACUACUGUAGGUAAAACCCCAACAACAAUUACAACUGUAGCUAUUGGCCAGGCAACUACACCUUUGGCUUCUGAAACCACACUGACAACAAAUCAUCCAACAGCCACUACACUGACAGAAACCGCAACACCACUUCCAGUAACAUUGACAACUACUGGUGAGACAGCUGCGACUGUCAUUUCCACAACAUUAAAUCAACCAACAAACACUAAUGUGGGGGAAACAACAACGAUUCUACCUGCAACUAUUGGUGAGGCAACUUUAAAUUUGGCUCCCACAAUCAUGAUGACAACACCAACCAGUAAAAUCCAUUUAACAAUUACAACUAAGCCUGAAACAACAACAGCACUUCCAACUACAGCUAUUGCUGUCACAACUAAACCUUUGGCUUCUGAAACAACAUUGACUACAAAUGAUGCAACAACCACUAUUGUAGCUGACACCACAACACUUCCAAGAGUUACUGGUGAGUCAACUUUGACUACUACAUCACUUUCAACUACAGGACCAACCAAUAGAACUGAUGCAACGACCACAACUAUGCCUUAUCUCACAACAUCUUUGGGUGCAACAACAAAAACUGUGGCUACCACAAGCACCCUUGCAAUGUCCUUAACUGUAGCACUAAUGUCGACAACUAAUGCAACAUCUAUGGCUGACAACACCACAAAUAUUGGUGCAACAACAACAACUCUGGCAACCACUAACACUCUUCCAACAUCCUCAGUUAUAGCACGAACCAUAAGUAUGCAUGACACCACAACUAUUGGUGCAACAACAACAAAUUUGGUUAACACAACCACCCCUCUAACAUCCUCAACUGUAGCACCAUCAUCAACAACUGAUACGGCAACCAUAGCUAUGACUGAAUCUACAACAGUACUUCCAAUAACAACUAUUGGUGCAACAACAACUUUGACUGCCAAAAGUACACCUCCAGCAUUUUUAUCUAUAGUACCAACAUCAAAAAUUGAUGCAGCAGCCACAACUAUGUCUGAAAUAACAACAGUGUUUCUAACAAAUGCUACUAUUGUUGAGACAACUAGAAAUUUGGUUUCCACAAAAACAAACAAUCCUACAACAAUUACUGUGGCUGAAACCACAACAUAUCUUCCAAAUACAGCUACUGGCAAGACAAUAAAAACUUUGGCCACAUCUCCAACAUCCUUAACUAUAGCACAAACCUUGACUGCCACAACCACCCCUUCAACAUCCUCAAAUAUAGCACCAAAAUCAACAACUGAUGCAGCAACCAAAACUUCACCUAAUACAACAACAGUACUUUCAAAAACAACUAUUAGUGCAACAGCAACAACUUUGGCUGCCAAAAGUACCCCUCCAACAUCCUCCUCUGUAGCACCAACAUUGACAACUGAUGUAGCAAUCACAACUAUGCCUGAAACAGAAACAGUACUUCCAAUAAAAACUUUUGGUGCAACAACAAAUUUGGUUACACUAUCUGUUCUAGCACCAACAACGACAUCUGAUGAAACAAACACAACUUUGCCUGAAACAGCAAUGGUAUUUUCAAAAACAACUAUUGUUGCAACAACAACUUUGACUACCACAAGUACCCCUCCAGCAUCCUCUUCUUUCGCACCAACUUUGACUACUGAUGCGGCAGUCACAACUAUUCCUGAAACUUCAGCUGACCUUCCCACAAGGACUAUUAGUGCAACAGCAACAACUUUGGUUAACACAAGCACCCCUGCAACAUCUUCAAUUGUUACACCAAUGUUGACAACUGAUGGAGCAACUACAACUAUUCCUGAAUCUAAAACAUCUAUUGGUGUAACAACAAUAACUUUGGCCAACACAAGCACCACUGCAAUAUCCUCAACUGUAGCACCAACAUUGACACCUGAUGCAGACACCACAUCUAUAGCUGACUCCAUAACAAAUAUUAGUGCAACAACUACAACUUUGUCUACCACAAGCUCCUCUCCAAUAUCCUCAGCUAUAGCACAAACAACUAAUGCAGCAACCACAACUAUAGCUGACACAACAACAUCCAUUGGUGCAAGAACAACAACUUUGGCUACACCUAGCACUCCUUCAACAUCCUCAGCUAUAGCACGAAACACAACUAUACCUGACACCACAACAACCAUUGGUGCAACAACAGCAAAUUUGGUUAACACAAGCACUCCUCCAACAUCCUCAACUGUAGCACAACUGUUGACAGCUGAUUCAGAAUCUACAACUAUGCCUGAAAUCAAUACAAGUAUUGGUGAAAAAGCUACAACUUUGACCCCCACAAGCACCACAACCCCUCCAACUUUGGUGGAGGAGUCAGUGACAACAUCAUCCACGAAUAUUCAUCCAACAAGCACAACAAUGUCUGAGAGGAAAAUUACUACCUUUGGUGCAUUAAAUGCAGAUAUAACUGAUUCAACAACCACACCUAAUUCUAAAAUCACAACAACUAGUAGAGAAACAAUUACAACCAGAAUGUCCUCCUCAACAUUGGUGGAAGAGCCAACGACAGCACAAUCACAAGCUACAUCUAAUUUAAAUACAACAACAUUUCCGGGGUUUACAACAACAGCUUUGACUAAUCCUCAGACAGAAAAUAAUCCUACAAUGCACUUCCCAACAUCUACAGCAGUCCUUGGCAAAACAAGCUUACCUCUAAUGAACAGAACUGGUUCAGCACUGGUUACAAGCAAACUACAGUUCAACUCCGCAUCUCCAGUCCCCAGAGAAACUCAGGUCCUCAGUGUUAUCAACACUCUUCUCAAAUCCAGAGAUUCACAGCCCAACAAAUCAGUUCAAGUGCUGAAUGUCACCUAUAAGAAUAUCUCAGAGACCUCCUAUGCAAUCAUUUUUACAUUUAACCUGAUUGACAUUAGUAUACCAGAGGACCCUGAGCUAAAGAACAACACCUAUCAGCACCUGCAGAAUGUUAUCAAUAAUGUGUUGAACACACUUCUGAAUGAACCUGGCCGUCAGGUUUUUAAAGCCAAGUCCUCCAAAUUCAAGUGCACAGAAAACCACAUUGAGGGCAGUAUGGAAUAUAUCUUUAAUAGCAAAGAUCAACCCACCAUUUUGUUAAAGGAGCUUGAUUUACAGAACAGCUUAAUAACAACGACCCUUGCAAAACCAGGCACAUCUACAACCACUAAAGAAACUACAGCUUUGAUUGGGAGGGUGAUUUUUUACAUUCGGCUCAUUUUUAUCACACGGGGCCCCAUACCAAGUGAGAGCCAUGUUCAACAUGUGGUCAACUUACUGCUGGCCCCACGUCUCAGAGCUAAACAAGACACAGCACAGACCCUGAAUGAUCCUGUGAGCUAUGUGAAUGCCAGCUAUGAGAAAAUUGCUGAUAAUUCAUAUGCCCUCAAAUGUGGAUUUGAGAUCAACAGUCCAUCAACGGGAGAGAAACUUGAACUCAGGGAUGGCAACUACACAUUCAUUCAAAACUCCAUAAAAAGAAAGCUGAACCAGAUCUUAAGUGACUCUGACACUUCUGUUGAGUUCAACAAAGCCAGUUUCACGAAAAAUUCCAUGGAGGUCAUUGCUGAUAUUGACUAUAUUUUCCGGCAACAAGACAUCAAGUCACCCAGUGACUUCCUCCAAGGACUUCUCAAAGUUACGAAUAGCUUAACAACUCCAGCUCCAACAGGGAAUAAAACAACUCAGAAACCUGUACAAACACCAAAUGUGAUUGGGAGGGUGAUUAUUCACAUUCGGCUCAUAUUUAUCACACGGGGCCCUGUACCAAGUGAGGCAAAAAUAUUACAGUUGGCAAACUCUCUGCUGGGCGCACGUUUCAGAACUAAACAAGAACUAAGGGCACAAAGCUUAGGUACCCCUGUGAGCUUUGUGAAUGUUACUUACACAAAAAUUUCUGAUACGUCAUAUGCCCUGAAUUUUGGAUUUGAAAUCAACAAUGUUACCAUGUCUCAGAAACUUGAACUCCGGGAUACCACAUAUAAAUUAAUCCAGGACACUAUAAAUAAAUUGCUGAACGAGAUCCUAACUGAGCCCACAGCCACUCCAUUUGUGUUCAAAGAUAGCAAUUUCACGGGUAAUUCCACCACUAUUCAGGCUGAUGUACAGUAUGUUUUCUCAGAAAGCGACAUCCAGAAACCAAGUGCCUUUCUCUAUGCACUUGUUGUGGUUAAUAAUGAGACUAUUAUCACAACUACACCUGCUGCAACAAGAACCACCUUUUACUCCACAGUGCUGAGCACUACAAUCACAAAUAACGGCACUAAUGCAGCAUGGGUUGUGGCCAUUAUUGUCCCCUGUGCUAUUGCCAUCAUCCUCGUACCUUGCUGGAUUCUCCUUUGUUGUUUGCUGUGUGGUUGCUGUACAGCAUUAAGAAGACGAUGGUCCAGAAGACAGUCGUACAAUAUACAAUACACCACUCGAAACAGCCUUUUCUAGAGAGCUCGAGACACAUCAGGAAAAUGACUAAUUACUUAUAUUACUAAUCCAAAUUGUGAUGGUGGUACUUUAAAGUUUACAUUUAACUUUCCAUAAUGAUUAUGAUAUCUUAGAGCUUUUAUAAUGCACUAUUUAUUUU
Molecule: messenger RNA, 7051 nt
Organism: Sinocyclocheilus grahami
Lineage: Eukaryota; Metazoa; Chordata; Actinopteri; Cypriniformes; Cyprinidae
Exons: 16
Coding region: 91-6912 (2273 amino acids)
Source: RefSeq, a predicted model, not a curated record